Molecule: messenger RNA, 753 nt
Organism: Phaeoacremonium minimum UCRPA7
Lineage: Eukaryota; Fungi; Ascomycota; Sordariomycetes; Togniniales; Togniniaceae
Product: putative phosphoglycerate mutase protein
Exons: 4
Coding region: 1-753 (250 amino acids)
Biological process (GO): ribose phosphate biosynthetic process
Molecular function (GO): sedoheptulose-bisphosphatase activity
Source: RefSeq, a predicted model, not a curated record
AUGGCACCGCCUCGAGUCUUCAUUGUCCGCCACGGCGAGACGGAGUGGUCUCUGAACGGAAGACACACGGGAUCAACGGACAUCCCACUGACUGCCAACGGAGAGAAGCGAGUCAAGGCCACAGGCAGGGCUCUCAUCGGCAACGACAGGCUCAUCGUGCCCAAGAAACUGGCUCACAUAAAGAGAGCCCAGCAGACGUUUGAGCUGCUGAACCUCGGCAUCAAGGGCCCUUUGCCAUGGGAUGCCCACGGACCAGAGACGGACGGCUCCGGAUUGGAGUGCGAUGCCCGGAUUGAGAUCACCGAAGAUAUUCGGGAGUGGGACUACGGUGACUAUGAGGGUAUUACUAGCGCUGAAAUCCGAAAGAGACGCAAGGAGGCCGGUAUUGAGGGCUACUGGGAUAUCUGGAAGGACGGAUGCGAAGGUGGAGAGAGUCCUGAAGACAUCACUCGCCGACUCGACCGUUUGAUAGAUGAGAUUCGAGAGAAAUGGCAGAAGCCGCACAUGGGCAAGGGGAAGGAUGGAGGCAGCGGUGACGUCCUUGUUGUUGCUCAUGGACACAUUCUCCGCGCGUUCGCCAUGCGGUGGGUCAACAAGACUCUUCAAGACGGCCCAACCUUUCUGCUAGAAGCUGGAGGUGUCGGAACUAUGAGUUACGAGCACAACAGCAUUGACGAGCCGGCUAUUCUGCUUGGUGGCGCUUUUAUAGUAGACUCGCCCGAGGAGAAGAUUGCUGAAGCCAAGAAGGAUUAG